AUGAAGGUUAUUGUGACACUGCUGGCGCUGUGCGUCUACGCCAACGUGUGCGGCGCUGCACGUCCCCUGAGAGACGUUCCUGCCCGCCGCAGCGCCCUCCGCGGCCUGUCGCAGUACUUUGUCGACGACCAGCGCCUCACGGGCACGAACAUCUUCGCCAACCAGCACUUCAGCCGAAUGAGGCUCCCGUCCGCCCGCGACCUGAUCAGCAACAACGCCCAGAUCGAGGCGUCCACCCCCGACGGCGAUAAGUCCUACCUCAUCGACAGCCAGGCCACCCAGGUCAUCAAGCGCCAGGACUAUGAUGCAACCAAGGACCUGCUCAAUCAGCAGGUCGAGUCCGCGACGCGCAACGCCCCCGACAAGGGCGACGCCAGCUACCCGAACACGGUCGCCGGCAGCACGACCUCCAUUACGACGACGGCGGUGGCGCGAUCUCGGUGA
Molecule: messenger RNA, 444 nt
Organism: Monoraphidium neglectum
Lineage: Eukaryota; Viridiplantae; Chlorophyta; Chlorophyceae; Sphaeropleales; Selenastraceae
Exons: 3
Coding region: 1-444 (147 amino acids)
Source: RefSeq, a predicted model, not a curated record